AUGUUUCAUAUUCAAUGUAGCACAGUUCUUUGCUUAUGAAAUCCAUGGAGGUAGCACUCAAAUAAAUUUUAAUAUGGUCAAACACUUCAUAUUGUGAGAAGGAAAAGAAUGUGAUCUCUGGAUUUUUUUUUUUUUACAUCUCUUCAUCAAAUGUGGUCUUAGCUUCAUUUAAAUCACAAGAAUAAACAGAGUCAAAUACAAUUAUUCAAAUUUGAUGUCAAAUUUUGUGUUCAUGUUCGAUGUAACAAAAAGUAAUAAUAAUCAAAAUAAUAAUAAUAAGGUAAUAAUUGGAACAGAAAAUGAAAAUUAUACCAGAUCUAAGUUAUAAUUGUAAUAAAAAAUGUAAAAUUAUAUCAAAGUAAGUAAAGUAAGUUUCUUUUGGCUUGUCCCCGUUAGGGAUCGCCACAGUGUCCCAUCUCAGAUGAACACUUAUAUUUGUUUGGCACAGUUUCUACGCCGGAUGCCCUUCCUGAUGCAACCCCUCUUGGGGAGUAGAGGCCUCAGUGAGAUAUGAACUGGCGGCACAGUGGAUGACUGCUUACUACUACUUACUACUCACAUUUCUGAGGUCCGGGGUUCAAAUCCUGGUCCCUGUGCCAGCGUGGGAUUUUGUCCAGGUUAAGUCUGCUUUGUCUAGCCUUGAAGAACUGGACCUGUCCGACUUGCGCUACCUCUCUGACCUCACCUUCAAUCGCCUCACCAGCUGCACACCUCGCCUCCGCCGCCUCUCGCUGGCCGGCUGCCACAUUGCUUUUGAAUUUGACCCUUACCAAGGAUGCCCCGUGGGAAGUGUCGAAGUUUCCUCGGCGCUGCUCUCACUGAGGAUCCUGCGGAAGUUGCUAACGGAGCAGAGAGCCACCUUUGUUGCUUUGGACCUCAGCAGAACCGCCAUCACCCCCGAGUCCCUUCGCAGUAUCGCCCAGGUUGAAGGCUUGUCCUUGGAGGAGUUGUGUCUGCAAAGCUGCAAGGAGCUGUCGGACUACUCGGUGGAAGUUCUUGUGAAGCACCAACCUGGCCUCCAGAUGUUGGACAUCAGCGGCUGCACCGAGCUGACGAGCAGGGCCGUGGUGGCCGUGGCGCGGGGCCUCAGCUCGCUUACGCAGCUCUCGUUGUCACGUGACUGGAAGGUCACUGAAACAGGCCUCGCCGAACUAGUGUCAGUCGCUUCCCUGAGGGGUCUGGAUCUGUCGGAGUGUCUUCACGUCGGCGGGGGGGAGAUUGUGAAAGGUCUGUCGCAACGGCGUGCCGAGCGAGCACAGCUGGAGAAGCUCAACCUCAGGGACUGCACUUACAUGCGGGAUGAGGCCAUUUUCUCCCUCACGCAGCUUCUGGGCAGCAGCCUACGCGAACUGGACCUGACCUCGUGCGUUAACGUGACUGACCUGUCGGUGCGCGCCAUCGCCACCUACUUGCAGGGCCUGCGAGUCCUGCGACUGGGCCGCUGUAUAGAGGUGACGGACUGGGGCCUGCUGGGCAUGGUGGAGACGAGCACGUGCGAGCUGGACGAGGAGAAGGAGGACAAGGGCCCCAGAUUCACACGCACCUUCGGGAACAUGGGCUUCUUCAAACCUCCGCGUUUGCCCUUCGAGGACCCUCCCAAGCUGGUGACGCCGGACCACCUGGAGCAGUUCAAACGGCACGCGGGAGCGUCGCUGUUGGCCCUCGGCAGGCUGCGAGAGCUCGACUUGUCGUCUUGCUGCAAGCUCACAGACGCCAGCAUCGCGCAGGUGGUGCGCUUCACAGACCUCCAACGUCUCUCGUUGUCCUCGCUGCCCAACAUCACCGACGCCAGCUUGUCAGCAGUAGCCCAGCACUGCCGCGCCCUCACGGGCCUGGAGCUCGGCCAUUGCCCGUGCGUAAGCGACCGCGGCGUGGCGCAGGCGGCGCCUCACCUUCACCGGCUGCAGCAUCUCUCCCUCUCGCGUUGCAGUAACAUCACAGAUAAAUCUUUGUUCCUGCUGGCUCAGCACUGCAAGCGCCUGAAAACACUUGAUGUGUCCCGGUGCAGCAAUAUUUCAGGAACCGCUGUGGAACAUCUUCAAUCACAGCUGCCCUUUCUGGAAAAUUUCCACUUCACACUACCUGGUGGGACGGACUUUACACACCGAUUUAAUGUCGUCGGUGAUGUUUCAUCGAGCGAAUUUGCUGACCAAUACUGAUACAAAGAAUUGAUU
Messenger RNA from Syngnathoides biaculeatus (alligator pipefish), 2174 nucleotides. It is a transcript of the gene fbxl9, whose product is annotated as F-box and leucine rich repeat protein. Gene Ontology annotation, molecular function: protein binding. Gene Ontology annotation, biological process: SCF-dependent proteasomal ubiquitin-dependent protein catabolic process. Gene Ontology annotation, cellular component: SCF ubiquitin ligase complex. The record is from RefSeq and is a predicted model, not a curated record. The transcript has 8 exons. NCBI's taxonomy places the organism in Eukaryota, Metazoa, Chordata, Actinopteri, Syngnathiformes, Syngnathidae. The coding region runs from base 531 to 2159 and encodes 542 amino acids.